Molecule: messenger RNA, 1425 nt
Organism: Myzus persicae (green peach aphid)
Lineage: Eukaryota; Metazoa; Arthropoda; Insecta; Hemiptera; Aphididae
Exons: 2
Coding region: 415-780 (121 amino acids)
Source: RefSeq, a predicted model, not a curated record
CAUUUCAGAAGCCUAAGCAAAACAGAAAUGUAAAAACAAAUUUUUUAAGACAUUGAUUAUAUUAUAUUACCAAGUGAUAUACAUGACCAAUAGUCAAUGGGUAAUAUGCUAGAAAUUUGUAUUUUUGUUAGAAGCAAAAUAUGUUACUUACGUCUUUCCAAUUAUUUGUUUAUAGGAGGCCUUUUUCACCUAGGAAAGCGUUUGCUUUUGAGCUAAUGCCCUAAGGAAAAGAUAACCCUAAAAAAAAACCCUCAAUCCCCAAACUCGUGAAGGGGGAGUACUUGACACAGAGGUCAGUUUGUGUCCACUUGGAACCUGUGGGGACUUGGCACCCCUCACAGUAUUUGCCUUCACUGCGUUACGCUGCACUGCCGCAGUGCGACUUUUUAUUUCAUCCCAACUCGUGGGAACAAUAUGGAGAAAAAAUACCGGCUUGAGAAAUUGGCAAAUACAAACGAAUCGGAAAUUGGAAACAUUGGAGAGAACGGAAAACGGAACCACAAUACUCAACAUGAAGCAGGGUCAAAUGUUUCUAUUGAAAAAAUAAGCUCGGAUGACUCUGAAAAAAAGGUCUCAAUCGCAGAUACCUAUUCGCUUAGUCAGCAAGAACAGUAUUUACUCGUUCAGAACGAUGAUGAUGAGACCGUCAACGAUUCUGAGACUGAUGAUGAUGAAGACGGCGACGUGUUUAAAUCUACUGAGCUACAGUCGAGGAGUCAAUAUUUUCGUUGGCCAGUCGGAUCGCCGUUCUCGGAGUUGGAGCCUGUCGAUGGUACCUGAACACAUUCUCCGACUCCGAUCACCCACGACGGGACAGAUUUCACAGACGUAUUGCACUGGGUCGGCGUUGACGCGUGAGACCCUCUGGCUGCUCGGUGAGCGUCCGGCGGCAGUACGGUCGCGUACUCGCGUGGAGCCACGGACUCGCGCCAGCGAUGGCGACUCAUUACGGCGGCAGCGGAGUGAAUGGUAGUGAUGUGUGUCAGCCGCUAGGAUCACGGAAGUCAGCGCUGCUGUCUGCCGGACCCUCAUAAACGAUGACGACGAAAACGCCAGGGCGAAAAUUACCGAGAUUCGAGGUCAGCGGUGAGUUGCGCCGCGGUCCGCUGACGAUCGGCCUUUGCCAUGCGGUUAUCUCACGUCGACAAGGUCGCUUGUCCAUCGUGGUGACCGCCGAUUGCGCAGGCUCCAGAACUCGAUCCGCUCGCUCCGUUUCUGCCGGGUCAGAGUCGUCACCAUCAAGUAUCGACCGUCAAAGCGCACUACAUCGAGCACCAGUCGCCGCUGUUUGUAGCCUUCGGCAGUGAGUUCGGCCGUCGCUCUCGUGGCCGUCUCAGUCUGGCCUCGGCGGCUGGGAAAGGCCGUCACGUGUCCGAGCAAACUUGCUCGUCGACGCUCGGACCGGUCGUGGGAACGUUGUGGAGG